GACCCACCGGGCUGCCCUCCCCUGCGCACUCCCCUCGCUGCCCCGGCCAGGAGCGCAGCACCGCAGCGCAGGUAUUUUUGCUGAGCUAUGCAAGGAACUUCACUAGCUGGAGAUUCACAAUGUUGAAAGCCCUUUUUCUAACUAUGCUGACUCUGGCGCUGGUCGAAUCACAGGACACCGAAGAAACCAUCACAUACACGCAAUGCACUGAUGGCUACGAGUGGGACCCUGUAAGACAGCAGUGCAAAGAUAUUGAUGAAUGUGACAUUGUCCCUGACGCUUGCAAAGGUGGAAUGAAAUGUGUCAACCACUAUGGAGGAUACCUAUGCCUUCCUAAAACAGCCCAGAUUAUUGUCAAUAAUGAACAACCUCAGCUAGAAACACCAGCAGCUGAAGCAGCCUCAGGCGCAGCCACCGGGGGUGUAGCUGCCAGUAGCAUGGCAACCAGUGGAGUGGUGCCUGGGGGUGGUUUUGUGGCCAGUGCUGCUGCAGUCGCAGGCCCGGAAGUACAGACUGGCCGAAAUAACUUUGUCAUCCGGCGGAACCCAGCUGACCCUCAGCGCAUUCCCUCCAACCCUUCCCAUCGGAUCCAGUGUGCAGCAGGCUACGAGCAAAGCGAUCACAACGUGUGCCAAGACAUCGACGAGUGCACUGCAGGGACGCACAACUGUAGAGCAGACCAAGUGUGCAUCAAUUUACGAGGCUCCUUUGCAUGCCAUUGCCCUCCAGGGUAUCAGAAGCGAGGAGAGCAGUGUGUGGACAUAGAUGAGUGCUCUGUGCCUCCGUAUUGCCACCAAAGAUGUGUGAACACUCCAGGCUCAUUUUACUGCCAGUGCAACCCCGGGUUUCAGUUGGCGGCAAACAACUACACCUGUGUAGAUAUAAAUGAAUGUGAUGCCAGCAACCAAUGUGCUCAGCAGUGCUACAACAUUCUGGGUUCAUUCAUCUGUCAGUGCAAUCAAGGAUAUGAGCUGAGCAGUGAUAGGCUCAACUGUGAAGAUAUUGAUGAAUGCAGAACCUCAAACUACCUGUGUCAAUAUCAAUGUGUCAAUGAACCUGGGAAAUUCACAUGUAUGUGCCCCCAGGGAUACCAAGUGGUGAGAGGCAGAACAUGUCAAGAUAUCAAUGAGUGUGAGACCGCCAAUGAAUGCCGAGAGGAUGAAAUGUGUUGGAAUUAUCAUGGUGGCUUCCGUUGUUACCCACGAAAUCCUUGUCAAGAUCCCUAUAUUUUAACAUCAGAGAACCGAUGUGUUUGCCCAGUCUCAAAUGCUAUGUGCAGGGAACUGCCCCAAUCCAUAGUCUACAAAUACAUGAGCAUCCGCUCUGACAGGACUGUACCAUCAGACAUCUUCCAGAUACAGGCCACAACUAUUUAUGCCAAUACCAUCAAUACUUUUCGGAUUAAAUCUGGAAAUGAAAAUGGAGAGUUCUACCUAAGGCAAACAAGUCCUGUAAGUGCCAUGCUAGUGCUCGUGAAGUCACUAACAGGACCAAGAGAAUACAUCGUGGACCUGGAAAUGCUGACAGUCAACAGUAUAGGGACCUUCCGCACAAGCUCAGUGUUAAGAUUGACAAUUAUAGUGGGGCCAUUUGCCUUUUAGCCUUUUACCAGAGUCUACCACAGGCAUUUAAAUCAACCAAAGAAUAUUGUUACCUUAAAGCACUAUUUUAUUUAUAGAUAUAUCUAGUACAUAUACAUAUACAUCUAUAUACUGUACACUCACCCAUAAUUCACACAAUUACACCAUGGUAUAAAGUGGGCAUUUAAUCUGUAAAGAUUCAAGGUUUGUCUGUAUUAAUGUGUGUAAAUUAGACAUUAA
Marmota flaviventris (yellow-bellied marmot) is the source of this 1820-nucleotide messenger RNA. The record is from RefSeq and is a predicted model, not a curated record. NCBI's taxonomy places the organism in Eukaryota, Metazoa, Chordata, Mammalia, Rodentia, Sciuridae.